This is a messenger RNA of Papaver somniferum (opium poppy), 909 nucleotides long. Its product is annotated as transcription factor MAMYB-like. Lineage: Eukaryota; Viridiplantae; Streptophyta; Magnoliopsida; Ranunculales; Papaveraceae. Gene Ontology annotation, biological process: 'de novo' cotranslational protein folding; regulation of translational fidelity. The record is from RefSeq and is a predicted model, not a curated record. Gene Ontology annotation, molecular function: ribosome binding; Hsp70 protein binding. The transcript has a single exon. The coding region runs from base 1 to 909 and encodes 302 amino acids. Gene Ontology annotation, cellular component: cytosol.
AUGGAGUUUUUAGAUGAAGAGAGUAGACCUUCCAGAUUUAUGUUUCAAUCCAAGGCAUCAACAGAAACAGAACCUGAAAACUUUAAAGUAAACAAAACCCUUGCAGUUUCAUGCAUCAUCAUCUCUGUAAUUCUUAUUAUUACAUCAAUCUUUGUUUUUGAAUCUGAAACCCUAAAAUUCAUUGUAUUUUGGUUUUCUCUUUCUCUAAUUGUUGGUCCAUUUGCUCCUAAUUCAAUCACUGCUGGUGAUAUUCGUGUUGGUCAAGGUCAAAUCCUCGAACCACUAAAUGAAGAGGAUGAGGCGGAUCAAACCGGGGAUAAGAGAAGAGGAUUUAAUCGGAAACAACACCAAACAGUUAAGAAAAAUGACGAUCUCAGGGAUGUUAAUGCCAAGAGUUCUGAGAAAUUGAAGAUGAAUACGAAUAAUACUACUGAUGUGGUUUAUGAAGAGAAAGAAUGGGUGGAAGAGGAUUUUGAGAUGUUGAAGAAACAGAUUUUGAAACAUCCAGUUGGAGAACCAAAACGAUGGGAAUUGAUUACUGAAGCUUUUCAAGGUAGGCAUGGAUUAGAAAGUGUGAUUAAAAUGGGGAAAUCAUUAUCAGAAAGGAAAGUAGGUAAUGGGGAUUCAUUUUCUCAGUUUUUGAAACAGAGAAAACCAUUAGAUAAGAGAUUGGUGGAAGAAUCAAAUGGGGAUUUCGAAUUGAUUAAUGAUGACAGGAAAGAAAAUUCAAAUUGGACUUCUGCUGAAGAUGUUGCUCUUCUUAAUGCUUUAAAAGCAUUUCCAAAGGAUGUUGCAAUGAGAUGGGAGAAAAUUGCAGUUGCUGUUCCAGGUAAAUCUAAAGCUGUAUGUAUGAAAAGGGCAAAGGAGUUGAAAAACGAUUUUCGUAGUUCCAAAACCUCUGGGGAUUAG